Diaporthe citri is the source of this 2679-nucleotide messenger RNA. RefSeq lists its product as uncharacterized. Gene Ontology annotation, molecular function: beta-glucosidase activity. The record is from RefSeq and is a predicted model, not a curated record. The coding region runs from base 1 to 2679 and encodes 892 amino acids. Lineage: Eukaryota; Fungi; Ascomycota; Sordariomycetes; Diaporthales; Diaporthaceae. The transcript is spliced from 4 exons. Gene Ontology annotation, biological process: glucan catabolic process.
AUGCAGACUGUUUCAACCCUGCUGCUCGCAGCAGCCGGCGUGGCUUCCGCCUACGACUACUCGCAGGACGGCAACUAUGGGUCGCCGUUCCCUGACACGGUGCACCCCGGCUUCGAGUCGGAGGACCCGGUGACCAUCAAGGGAUCUCAGGAGUUCCAGGCCUCGCCUCCCAAGUACCCCUCGCCAUGGGGUGAAGGACUCGGCGACUGGGCUGACGCCUACACCAAGGCGCGCUCCUUCGUCAGCCAGCUCACACUGGAGGAGAAGGUCAACCUGACCACCGGCACGGGGUGGGAGACAGACAAGUGCGUCGGCCAGACGGGCGCCAUCCCCCGCCUCGGGUUCCGCGCCAUGUGUCUCCAGGACAGCCCCACGGGCGUCCGCGACGCCGACUUCGUCAGCGUGUUCCCGGCCGGCGUCAACGUCGCCGCCACCUGGGACCGCAGCCUCGCCUUCCUCCGCGGCCAGGGCAUGGGCGAGGAGCACGCCGGCAAGGGCGUCGACGUGCAGCUCGGCCCCGUCGCCGGUCCCCUGGGGCGGUCCCCCGAGGGCGGUCGCAACUGGGAGGGCUUCUCGCCGGACCCCGUGCUGACCGGCCAGAUGUUUGCCGAGAGCAUCAAGGGUAUCCAGUCCGCCGGCGUCAUGACGAGUGCGAAGCAUUACAUUGCCAACGAGCAGGAGCACUUCCGCCAGCAGCCCGAGUCCAACGACUUUGGCUGGAACAUCACGGAGCCCAACUCGGCGAACCUGGAUGAUGUGACGAUGCACGAGCUGUACCUGUGGCCUUUUGCUGAUGGCGUCAGGGCCGGGGCGACGUCGAUCAUGUGCUCCUACAACCAGGUCAAUAACAGCCAGGCAUGCCAGAACUCGUACAUCCUCAACUACCUGCUCAAGGGCGAGCUCGGCUUCCAGGGCUUUGUCGUCUCCGACUGGCAAGGCACCCACUCGGGUGUGUCUUCCGUGCUCGCGGGCCUCGACAUGACCAUGCCCGGAGACACCCUGUUCUCCACCGGAGACAGCUACUUCGGCUCCAACCUGACCAUCGCCGUGCUCAACGGCACCGUCCCGCAGUGGCGCCUCGACGACAUGGCUCUCCGCAUCAUGGCCGGCUUCUUCUUCGUCGACCGGCCCGUCGAGCGUGACCCCAUCAACUUCUCCUCCUGGACGCGCGACACGUACGGCCACGAGCACUACUACGGAGGCCAGGGCCCCAUCGUCCAGAUCAACGAGCACGUCGACGUCACGGCGAACCACUCUGCUAUCAUCCGCGAGAUCGGCGCCGCCAGCACCGUCCUGCUCAAGAACAGCGGUGUGCUGCCUCUGAAGGGCACCGAGCAACUGACGACCGUCUUUGGUGAGGACGCAGGUCCCAACCUCAACGGCCCUAAUGGCUGUUCUGACCGCGGAUGUGACAAUGGAACCCUUGCUAUGGCCUGGGGUUCCGGCAGUACAGAAUUCCCCUACCUGGUUACGCCCGACACUGCCAUCCAGAACUACGUCCUGGCCAACGGCGGCAACUACGAGUCUAUCCUGGACAACUGGGACCUCGACACCGUCUCUGCCCUGGCCCGCCGGGCCAACGACCUGAACGCACCAGCUAUUGUCUUUGUCAACUCUGACGCUGGAGAGGGAUACAUCGCAGUCGACGGCAACGUGGGUGACAGGAAGAACCUGACCCUCUGGCAGAACGGAGACGCCGUCAUCAACGCCGUCGCUGCUGAGAGCAACAACACGAUCGUGGUAGUCCACUCUGUUGGCCCAGUCAUCCUCGACGACUACGCCAACAACCCCAACGUCAGUGCUAUCCUCUGGGCCGGAGUGCCUGGCCAGGAGAGCGGCAACGCCAUCGUCGAUGUCCUGUACGGCAAGGUCAACCCCAGCGCCAAGCUGCCCUUCACCAUCGGCGCCAACCGCACCGACUACGGCACGGACAUCCUGUACACGCCCAACCACGACGUGCCGCAGAUCAACUACGUCGAGGGCGGCUUCAUCGACUACCGCGCCUUUGACAAGUACAACGUGACCCCGACGUACGAGUUCGGCUUCGGCCUGAGCUACACCACGUUCGAGUACAGCGACCUCAAGGUCACGGCCCACACCAACGUGUCCGAGUACACCCCGUCCACGGCCUACACCACCGAUGCCAAGACCUAUGGCAACUACAGCGCCGACCCGGCCGACCACCAGUUCCCCGAGGCCAUCAACGCCGCCCGCGUCAGCUUGUACUGCUACCCCUGGCUCAACAGCACCGACCUGAGCGCCGCGUCCGCCGACCCGGACUACGGCGCCGAGUUCGAGUACCCGGAAAACUCGCGGAACGGCUCGGCGCAGCCCGUCCCCAGGGCGGGCGGCGCCCCCGGCGGCAACCCGCGGCUGUACGACGUGCUCUACACGGUGGAGGCGACGGUGACCAACACGGGCGGCCUGGCGGGCGACGAGGUGGCGCAGCUGUACGUCUCGCGCGGCGGCGGGCACGAGCCCGUGCGCGAGCUGCGCGGGUUCGAGAGGCUGUCGGCGAUCCAGCCCGGCGAGUCGCGCACCUUCAGCGUGGGGGUCACCCGCAGGGACGUCAGCUCGUGGGACACGGCGGCGCAGGACUGGGUCGUGCGCGAUGCGGCCAAGACGGUCUGGGUCGGGCGGUCGUCGAGGGAUUUGCCGCUGAGCGAGGCGCUUGCUUGA